AAUAUGGCGUCACUGGCAGAAGUUUUACGUCAAGUCGACGACAUAAUCCGUUUACGGCCACUAACCUUUACAGGGAAACGUCUGCACAAACAAAUCUGACUGGGAAAAAAAGGCACAACUUCACCUGCUGAUAACAAAAAAAAAAAAAGAAAGAAAGGAGGGAGAGGUUUGGACAGCAGACAUCCUCUCCUCAUCCCGCUGUGCUUGUCGUCACUUCGCUCCAGUUUGUUAUGGAGAGAUAAGGGUGUCUCAUUUUACGCACAGCGAAGAGAGGCUGGAUGGAAGAAACAGGCAAGCCAACAAUGCGAGGACGUUGCAGGAGGAAGUGGCGCUAAUCUGAAAGUAAGAUGAAAGGAAAAGAGCAUCAGAAGUCAAAUCCAGGGUCCUGUUUUCCGCUGAUUUACUCCACUCAGCUACAUUCAGACACCAUGAAGGCUGAUGCAGAGCAAACUUUAACUGCACUGACUGUUAAUCUUUCAUAUUCUUGAAUGGGACGAAUCUUUGAAUGUGCAAGGACAUUUGGACUAUGAUGCUCAGUCCUGACCAGCAGGAACCCGACCUCCCCUGGGGACAAACGGACAGAGAAACCCUUCUGAACACUCUCAGUGCGCAGCGUGGCGCCAUUCCGGCCACGUCCAUGGAUGGAGACGGCAAAGCGCGCUCCGGGGAGGAGAGGAGACGCAGGAGGCGCGCCACGGCUAAAUAUCGGUCUGCGCAUGCCUGCAGGGAGCGGAUCCGCGUCGUGGCCUUCAACGUGGCUUUUGCAGAACUAAGGAAGCUGCUGCCUACCCUCCCACCAGACAAAAAGCUGUCCAAGAUUGAAAUCCUGCGACUCGCGAUCUGUUACAUCUCCUACCUCAACCACGUGCUGGAUGUUUAGGACGGACUGCUGCACAGCUGAAGAUGAGCUGAAGGUGGGAUGACAACCAGGACAGGGUUUCUAAAGAUGUCUACACGGAUAUCAUAACCUGUGCAUCCCAUGACUAAUCUAUCACGUUGUUUUUUCCUUAUGGGAAUCAGUUUAUUGAAACUAAACGUCAGCAAAAGGAUGAAAUAAUUGAAAUAUUAUAAAAAUUUCUGUAUGUGACAUCUGUGAGCCAAACUACUAAAACAUCACAAUGUUUGAUCUUGAAUUUGCUGCCUUGUGUUUACUGGUUGCACCAAUUUGUAAAUGUAUUUAUUUUAAAUUGCAAAAAGUAUUCUGGUAUUUUGUGUGUUCCAAGUUACAUUUGAAAUCCAUAUGUUGGAAAAGCUUAAAAACGAAAUAUUUUCCUCAUA
Messenger RNA from Acanthochromis polyacanthus (spiny chromis), 1278 nucleotides. Its product is annotated as helix-loop-helix protein 2-like. The record is from RefSeq and is a predicted model, not a curated record. Gene Ontology annotation, biological process: regulation of transcription by RNA polymerase II. Gene Ontology annotation, molecular function: RNA polymerase II cis-regulatory region sequence-specific DNA binding; protein dimerization activity; DNA-binding transcription factor activity, RNA polymerase II-specific. The coding region runs from base 506 to 880 and encodes 124 amino acids. Lineage: Eukaryota; Metazoa; Chordata; Actinopteri; Pomacentridae. The transcript is spliced from 2 exons.